This is a messenger RNA of Symbiodinium sp. CCMP2592, 1914 nucleotides long. Lineage: Eukaryota; Dinophyceae; Suessiales; Symbiodiniaceae. The record is from the annotation of a GenBank genome assembly.
AUGAACCCGCCGAUAAUCGAUGCUUCAGCAGCUUCGGACGAGAUCCGCCUUGACUGGACUUGGGAACGCUUCACUGUCGUUGACGCCGGCAACGGGGAGAUCGCGCUGCACAACACUUUCCACAACCGCUUCGUGCGCAUGAGCAGUACGGGGAUGGACACAAGCGGCUUCGGGGCUGCAGAUGAGCUUCCCGCAGACUCGAUCUGGGAGCGAUUCACUGUGGUCGAUGUCGGGGAUGGGUCCAUCGCUUUGCACAGCGGUGUUCACAACCGCUUCAUCUCACUGUCAGAUGAUGGGAGAGUGGGUGUGAGCGAGACGAAGAAUGCCUCAGACCUGCCGGCGCACCUUGAGCGCUUCCGCUUGGUGAAGGUCAAGCCCUACCUGGAGCCCGGCUCCACAGUGGCCUUGCACUGCGCACACUGGAACCGCUUCCUGCGCAUGAACUGGGUCCCGGACAUGGAUGGCAGCCCCGAGAUGAACGCGGACGCGCUUCCGUCUGGUUGGACCUGGUCGUACUACACCGUUGUCGAUGCCGGGCAUGGGAAGAUCGCGCUCCACAACGCUGUGCACAACCGCUUUGUGCGGAUGAACGGCGCGGAAAUGGAGACCAGUGUCCCGAUGGCCAGCAGCGACCUGCCUGCGAAUUCUGCGGGCGAGGCUUUCGCAGUGAGGUAUUUCCCGACUGGGGGCAUUGCCUUGCACAACACCUUCUUCAAUCGCUACGUUCGCAUGACAGACUGGGUGGUUAACAGCAGCGACCAGGUCGAUGAGCAGGACUUUCUGGAGCUAGUUCCCGAGCAGAAUUUCGACAUCGUGACGGUCGCCGAAGUCCCCGAAGCUAUGACCCAGGCUCGGAGGAAGUUUUUGGCUUCAGCGCGUGUGGGCGUGGGAAGCCUGUGGUCAGCGGCGUCAGCGAUUGUAGGCGUGGAAGGCCUUGGGCAAUUUGGCUCAGCGCGUGUGGGCUUGGAGCCGUUCAGGGGAAGCAAGUUUUCUGGUUGGUUGUCACUGACUGGUGUGCUGGCUGUGAGAUUGUUAUUUCCUGGCUGGCUUGGUGGUUUCUUUAGCGAGAUGUCUCAGGAGAAUAUGCCGCAGCAGCAGCAGGUCCAGCAGCCGCCUCCUGAGGCCCCUGUUGCGGGCUUUGCGCCUCAACUGCAGGAGCAACCGGCGCCAGCGGGCGUUCGACUUUUUUUCGCAAAGGCCUUGACGGCCACCCAGCUUGCCGCAGAGAAUACAGAGGAAGAGCUGCGUGGCCGGCGCGAGUGGAGCUUCCAGCUGGUCACUUGGCUGGUGGCUCACGAUGAGGACUUUGAGGACGACAUCGUUGUUGAGCAGUUUGCCAUCGCUGCCGUGAGCACGGAUGGGCCAGAGAUCAUUCGUGAUGGCCACCAUGUGCCGAUUUGGUUCACUUUGAACACCCUGAUGCUCACCGCCGUGGUCUCGGCAAUCACUGCCUUCGACUAUGGAGCUCUACCCCCUGAAGCCGAAGAUGCAGUCCAACAACCAGGGUGGUUCAUUCUUCCCUCCGGGCUACCUCUUCUCACCUUGCACCAUGUGACCGAGGUGAGCCUUGAAUCUGCAUUUCGGGAAACAGAUGAUGGGACCCACAUGGCAAUGUUUGUUCGGAAAGAGCGAGUGUGGGUUCAGGUGACGACGGCUCCCACGGUGAUGUUCCCAAGCGGCGGGAGUCAGGAGGAGAUGGCCGGUUUCCAUGAUGUGGCUGUGCUCUUUCAUGUGGAAGAACUUCCAAGCGACCUCCGGGAGAUUUUCACGGAGGUUGGCCCCGACGUCGGCAUGCAUGUUCCCAACGAGAGCCAGGAGAAGACGGACACUGGUGCAGGGGUUUGGGCCGAACGCGAUGUGGCAGGUCCGGCCCCUGAUGCUGGGGGAUGUGUGAGACUCCUUUGCGUGUGUUGA